AUGUCAUACGAGAGCCAAGACGAGGCUUACGCUGCCUUUGAGCUCGUCUCGAUGCGAAACGGACAUCGAUCCAGCGUCUCGUUCGAUAACUCGCCGGCGCCUACAUCACUACCCAACACCAACGUCAUCGCAGCCAACGUCAUCGCAGCCAACGUCAUCGCAGCAUCUACACAGACAGCAGCUCGCUCUCCAUCCGCAUCAAAGAAGCGUGCCAAAUCCGCAUCAGACUCCAAGUCAUCCGCGACCCCCGCUUCCAAAGCCAAGACCAUGGACAACAAUGCUGCUGACUCGAAAGGAAAGAAACGUAGAAGGGUCGUCGUAGCGUGCGACACUUGCAGACGUAAGAAGAUCAAGUGCCAAGGCUUGCCGAACCCGAGCAAUACUUGCAACAACUGUACGGCCUACAACUACCGCUGCACUUUCAGCAGUGAUGCCGGUCGGUCGAGAGGCAAGUACGAGAUCCUAGAAAGCAAGGUCGAGACGCUUCUCAGUGCUCUUCGGUCCGUAGCACCGCAUGUGGCUCAGCAGUUCGAGCGUGGAGAACUCAACGUGACAGGACCGAGCGGAGCAAGUGCUCCACCACAGAAUGCAAAUCCAUGGCAGUCGCUCGAGGCAGAGAGCAAGCAUGCUAGCGAUCCGGGCAAGCGAGUUGAUGGUGCAAAUCUUGACUCGCCAGGAUCGCGGCACGAUCAAGACUUGCCAUCACGCUCAGCACCUCGUCUUGCUUGUGAUGGAAGCGACCCGGAUGGCACUGAUGCUCAAGCAAACGCAAGUGGCAAUGCAGGUAGAUCGGCAGAUGCUACAAAGGGCGAAGAGAGAGAUGCUCUCUUGCCGGACGUGGAAGACGGUCGACCACGCUACUUUGGUCGCUCUUCUGCCAUGACCUUGUUUCAUAGUAUUGCCGAUGAGAGUCGUCCACCAAGUCCAGGUGCAGGUGCGGGUGCAGGUGCGGGUGCGGGUGCGGGUGCGGGUGCACAGCGAUCAUCAUACGAGCCCAUCGACCAUGCCGGGAUGAGCUACGAAACUCAUCGAUACAGUAGUAGAAACGCCAAGUCAACUUCAGGCAUUGCUCAGCCAGGUGGCAACGCAGCUGGCCUUUCCGGCAGUAACAGCAGCGGCAAGUCUACCAGAACAGCACCUCGCCCUCUAUAUCCAACCAACUCAAAAGAGUGGAUCCAACUGCUUAGACGCAAAAACACGGUUGCAGUCGGUCGAGACGAUGCGGUGACGGAAGAAUGGUUCGAGCGAUACACACUACCUGAUCGCCACCUCGUCGAUGCCCUGUUUGAUGUGUUUUUCGAGCACCUGCAUCCGCUCAUGCCGAUCGUUCAUCGUCCAUCUCUGCAACGAGAUCUCAACGCAGGCCGUGCUGACAAAGAUUCUGCAUUCCGAGGCUUUGUGUUUACCAUCCUUGCCAUCGCCUCUCGCUUCUCCAACGAUCCACGUGUCUUGGCUCGCUCCGGCGACGUCGACACUGCUGGAGAUCACUUUGCCGCCGCAAGUCGUCUCUACCAUCAAGUCUACGCUGCCAGUCUGAUCAACGUGCAGGUCAUGAUUCUCACCGCCACUUUUAUGCACGGAGCGAUUGGACCGGGUGCAAGUUGGACAGUGCUCGGUGUCGCGAUUCGUGCUUUGCAGGAUAUUGGUCUGCAUCAGGAGAAAGCCUAUCGAGGCUUUUCUCCCUACGAGCAGGAGCUACGAAGGAGAGUCUUCUGGGGUGCCUUCAUCCUGGAUUGCAUCUUUUCCAUCAAUAUGGGCAGACCACUGGCGCUCAAGCUUUCCGACUGCGACGUUAGACUGCCACUCGAGAUGGAUGACGAAACUCUCUUCCAGUACGAGGCAGGUGGACGCCUUCCGACACCGCCUUUACGCACAGCUUCAGACAAGCCGAUCGUGAUGAGUGGCUUUGUUCAUAUGAUCAAGCUCAACGUGAUUGUGCAAGACGUUGUUCAUCUGCUCUAUUCGCCACGAUGGCGUCAGGAUGGUGGUGGAGGCGGCAAACCGCCUGCCAACCGCAAGCAGAGAGCCAUGCCCGAGUACAAGGAUAUGGUCAUCCUCUCGAAGCGUUUGGAGGAAUGGGUAGGCCAAACACCCAGGCACCUCGGCUCUAUCGAGAGCCCUUUCCGCCUGCAAGCCGGCUUGGUGCAAUGUGGCACGCACGAUAUCCGCCUCUACAUCCUCAAGCCCUUCCUGGAACACAGUGCGCUGCGCAAGAUGCUUCAUCCACAAUGCGUCUUGCAUGCUCGAGAAUGUCUUCGUGUUGUGAUUGCAUUGCACGAGGGCGACCACAUGAGCGACCUCGUCUUCAUCUUCCAACAGGCCUUUAUGAGCACGGCGACUUUCAUGAUCACCGUCUGGCACGAAUGCCGCGAGGUGGACAAGCUGGCCGAGGACAACGAUCUCGUGGAAUCGACACUAAGGAUCUUUGCCGCUUUUGACGAUCGAUACUUUUCUCGUCUCUUCCGUCGAGCGCACCGUAUCUUGCGCGACAUAGCAUUGAGGUCGAUGCACACCAUGACUUCCGAUCAGCGCGAGCGGGUGAGUAGGAUGUUGGUCAGGGCAGAUCAGCGCAUGUCUGGUCUCGUGCCAUCGACUAUGAUGGGCAUCAGAGCUGUCUCUGGGAUGAUGGAGGCACGUGCAGACGCUUCUCUGGCUCCAUCGGCGAGACUAGCUGCGAGGAACGAGAGACUGGAACAGCGUGCAAGUGGACAGAUUGGUGAUGCUGGAGGUGGACCAUUGGCGGCGAAUGAUGCCAUUUCGGCAGCAUCCUACAUACACAGCUGGUCGCCGAUCCCAAGCGCGCCCAUGUCGCCCAACCGCACUUCAGUGAGUGAUGCAAGUUUCGGUAGCGAGACACCCAUCACUUGUCCUUCCUUUGCUCCGUUCAUGAUGAGCGGUGGAGGCAACACGAUGCCUGGCGGGGCGCCGAACGGUGGUGCAAAUGCAAUGCCUAGAGCCACUGGCAGUGGGAGCGAUGGUGGAGUUGUCGCAAGUGUUGCCAUGUCCGGUGCCACUGUCACAUCAUCGCGAUCGCAUAUGAGCAGCGAUACGGACGCAUGGAUGCAUAGCAAGAUGGGCGGCAUUCAUCCUGCUUCCUUCGGGGACGCUCGUGGCAUCAUGCCUCUGUAUACAGAUGAUCCUGGCUCGAUACAGCAUCAACUCGAGGAUCUUUCGUGGACUGACUACUUUUCCAAGUUCUUGGACGACAUUGGAGGAGCAGGUAGGCCAAUGACAGGAUCAGCAAGUACAGGCGCUAGUACCGCCUCGGCUCACGCUCACCCACACUACGCCUACACACCAAUGACAGGCGGUGUGGGCAUGCCAAAUCCACAAGGUCCGCCCUGGUCCGGCUAUGGUGAGAUGCACCUGGCAAUGGGAUGCCCGAACACAUCUUUGCCGCCGCCACAGGCUUCACAAUCGCCUCGUCGGCCAACUCCGCAUCACUAG
Messenger RNA from Ustilago hordei, 3447 nucleotides. RefSeq lists its product as uncharacterized. The transcript is spliced from 2 exons. NCBI's taxonomy places the organism in Eukaryota, Fungi, Basidiomycota, Ustilaginomycetes, Ustilaginales, Ustilaginaceae. Gene Ontology annotation, molecular function: DNA binding; DNA-binding transcription factor activity, RNA polymerase II-specific; zinc ion binding. Bases 1 to 3447 code for a protein of 1148 amino acids. The record is from RefSeq and is a predicted model, not a curated record. Gene Ontology annotation, biological process: DNA-templated transcription; regulation of DNA-templated transcription.